Molecule: messenger RNA, 3139 nt
Organism: Triticum dicoccoides
Lineage: Eukaryota; Viridiplantae; Streptophyta; Magnoliopsida; Poales; Poaceae
Exons: 5
Coding region: 2339-2641 (100 amino acids)
Source: RefSeq, a predicted model, not a curated record
GGUCGUUCCCCUUUCUCAUUUCUGUAGGGCAGAGGGAGUGAGCUCGAGCGGCGGAGGGGGAGGUGAUUGCUUCUGUUCAUGACGAUUUCGAGCUCAUCCACCGCAGGAUACUGGUUUCUUCCUCUUCUUCUCUCUGUCCGCGGGCUGCACUGGUUGGUUUUCCUUGUCUCUCGAGCUUUGCCCGUGCUUUUCGUGGCCAUGUAGUUUCAGAUCUAGGUGAUUUUUGGUUUCGUGGAUCCGCGGUAUGUGAUUUUUUGGUCCACAGGAUGUGCAUGUCGCUGUCGUGGUGUUCUAGUCCGCCAUGGUUGUGCGCGUGAGUUUUGGUAGGAGGCUGCAGUGCGCCAUGCGUAGUCUGAUAGUCUCCAUGUCGUGGUCCUCUGUUUUUGUUGUGGACGCAGACCAAAUUCCCGCCCGGAUGGGUUCUCGUUCUUGAUGUGUAGGUAGCCGUACAGGAUAAGUUCUCCUGCUACUGAUGUGGAGGUAGGCAUAGUAGGCUUUAGUUUUCAGUGGUGGAUCCCGUAGAUUGUUUCUGAAGAUCGAGGUCUGGUUAUAGCCCCUGAAUUUCUGCAUGUUGUAAGGUUUUGGUUACUGAACUUCUAUAUGUCUCUGUUUCCUUUUGUGUGUACCCUCCUGAAUUCCAUGCUUGUUCUUUUUUGACUCAUGAGUACAGUAGGAGAGGCUCCUACUGUGAUAUAUUAGCCAGGGGAAUAGUUACACUUUACAUGAAUUUUGCAGAGAUAUAUGCAUGAAGUUCAGCUGUGCUAUUUUUAACCUUAUUAGUUGCCCUGUAUCUUCCCUGCAACUUGUCCUGUAGAGCUUCACUGCUACCUCAUGCGUCAUAUGUAGUUGUGCUGUAGUUAUAUUUGUACCCUAUUUUGCACUAUUUCCCAGUGUAUCUUGUAGUAUUUACUGUGAAACUUGCCCCUUAAUUACUGUGUGGUUAACUUGUCCUUUAGUUGUGCCUAAUUUCGCUUAAUUUUAUCACAUUCUAUCCUUUGGUCACAUUACCAUCCUUUUUCUGAAGGUGCCAAGGUGUUUUGUUCAGCUUAUUUUCUGUGUAUAUUGUCCUGUAAUCAGUCGGUGUAAUUCUAUCCCUUUAAUCUUCUGUGUAGGUUGUCAUGUUUUUACACUAUAAUCCAAUAUAUAUUUUACAUUGUAUCUUGUCAUGUAAUUUUCACUUAAUUACACUGUAAUCCCAUGUAUAUUUCUGUGUAGGUUGGAGUGUAAUUCUCACUUAAUUACAGUUUAAAUCUUGUGUAGUUUGUCUUGAUUUCUCACUGUAAUCCGAUGCAUAUUUACAGUGUAAAUUUUGUAGUGUAAUUUUUGCUUUAAUUUAGUGGUGCAAAUUUCUCUAUAAUUACUGCUUAGAUUGACCCUGUUUUUAUAGUGUAGUCUGAUGCCUUAUUACAGGGUCCUUUGAUCCCUGUAAUCCCAUGUAUAUGUCUAUGUAGAUUGGAGUGUAAUUUUCACUUAAUUACAGUUUAAAUCCUGUGUAGUUUGUGUUGAUUUCUCACUGUAAUCCGAUGCGUAUUUACAGUGUAAAUCUUGUAGUGUAAUUUUCACUUUAGUUUAUUGGUGUAAAUUUCUCUAUAAUUACUGCAUAGAUUGACCCUGUUUUUAUAAUGUAGUCUGAUGCCUUAUUACAGUGUAAAUUUACCAUUAAUUAUCGCGUAGUUACACUGUAACCCGAUGCUUUUUUUACAGUGUAAUUUUACCCAUAAUUACUGUGUAGUUUAUACUGCAGUUACACUGCAAUCCUAUGCCUUUUUACAGUGUAAUUGUAUCCAUAAUUUCUGUACUGCAAUCCAAUGGCGUUUUACACUGUAACCAGUUGCCCUUUUACAGUGUAAUUUUGCCCAUAAUUACUUUGUAGUUUGUACUGUAGUUACACUACAACUCGAAUGUCCAUUUCUGGUGUAAUUGUACCCAUAAUUACUACUGUGUAGGUUGUACUGUUUUUUCACUGCAAUCCUAUGCCCUUUUACAGUGUAAUUGUACCCAUAAUUUCUGUACUGCAAUCCGAUGGCGUUUUACACCGUAACCCGUUGCCCUUUUACAGUGUAAUUUUACCCAUAAUUACUUUGUACUUUGUAUUUUUAUAGUUAAACUGUAACUUGAUGCCCUUUUUACAGUAUAAUUUUAUUCAUACUUACUGUGUAGUUUGUUCUCUUGUAGUGUAAAUUUCUCUUAGAUUAUUGCUGGAAUUUUACACAGGUUUGCACUUCCAGUGUCUCUAUAAUUGAGUCCCAUUUUCUCUCUUGUUUUUCAGCUAGUAUCUCAACGGGCAGACUACGGAAAGUCUGUCCCUAGGAUGUUCCGCUAGUUUCUUCAGUUGAGAAUGCUGAUUCUUCAAAAGAUCUUUUUCGUGCCUAAUGAUUUUGCUGAUGAGAAUGCUAUGUCUUUGGAUUUCUCUGGUGACGAUGAAGAGUUUGAUAAAGCCCUUUACAACUUCUAUUUGAAUAAUAAAGUCAAGUACCUAAAAAGGAAAUUAUCAUCUAGUUGUAGAAGGAAUGUUAGGCAGAAACGAUCUUCUGAUUCCCUGUUUGUUCAACAUUCACUAGAUAUUCUCGAAAGUUCUUCUCAAGAGUUGUUGAUGGCAUGUGUCCUAGAUGAGAAAAUCCCUCCUGAUUUGUUCAUGUGAAUGGUUGAGAGAGAAGAUGGUGAGCAGUUGGGACUGUUGCUGACCUAUGGAUCGUGAUGCUGAUUUCCCACUGAUGUUCUUCUUUGUUGCUCCUCAUCAGGUUCAAAAUCUUCUCCUCCAUCGCACAUGGCCGUCUCCAUGUUCUCCCUUAUUCUUUUCUCCUCCCUUCUGAUUUGCUCUUUGUGCUGUUUGGUGAGAUCUGUGAACUGGUUUGUGAGAGGGGUUUGGCCCUUUUUGUGUGUUGCAAGCUGGGCCCAAGCUGUGGUCCUGGAGAUCAAGAGGGGUUGUUCCCAGAUUUUUCUGGAGUGGUUUGUUGUCCAGGGUUACCGGGUCAGAUGUUUUGCCCGACCCGUUUUGGCGUCCUUUUUGUGCCGUCGGGUGAUUUUGUGGUCGUAUAGGUGUCAACUGUUCAUUUGUCAAGUUUUUUUUAAUGUUGUCGAAUUGAAAAACAGUCAAAUGCCAAAUAGACAGUCCCUUUACCUUGAUAAUACUUGAUCA